AUGGCGUCCGCCUACUCCUCCUACGAAUUCAUGCGGGUGACCUUUCCCUCGCCCUUUGUCGCACAUCUCGAAAUCAACCGCCCUGCAAAACUGAACGCCUUCUCGAGAGCAGUGUGGCUUGAAUUCGGCCGUGUGUUCCGCCAGCUUAGCGAUGAUUCGGACGUGCGGGUUGUGGUGUUGAGCGGCGCGGGCGAUAGGGCUUUUACGGCGGGUUUGGAUGUUUCGGCUGCGAGCUCUGAGGGGCCGUUGUCUGGAGAGGGGGGGGAUCUGGACCCCGCGAGGAAGGCGAAGGCUUUGAGGGGGCAUAUUGAGGAGUUUCAGACUUGUAUUUCCGAGAUGGAGAAGUGUGAGAAGCCGGUGAUCUGUGUCCUCCACGCCGUCUCGCUAGGUCUCGCCAUCGACAUCUCGUGCUGCGCGGACGUCCGUCUCGCGGCCUCGAAUACCCGCUUCGCCGUCAAGGAGGUGGACAUUGGGCUCGCGGCGGAUAUCGGCACGCUGGCUCGUCUACCCAAGAUUGUGGGCUCUACGUCGUGGGUCAAGGACGUAUGCAUGUCUGCCAGGGACUUUGACGCUCGCGAGGCGCUGCAGGUCGGCUUCGUGAGCCAGGUGCACGAGGAUAAGGAGCGGACGGUGCAGGCGGCGCUGGAGAUGGCAGGCCGGUUGGCGGAGAAGAGUCCCGUUGCGGUGCAGGGCACGAAGGAGCUUUUGAAUUAUGGGAGGGAGAAUGGCACGGCGGCGGCGCUGAGAUAUACGACUAUUUGGAAUUCGGUGGCGCUGCAGGCGGGUGAUGUGCCGAGUGCGUUGAUGAGUGUGUUUUCGAAGAAGAAGCCUACGUUUGAGAAGUUGUAG
This is a messenger RNA of Pochonia chlamydosporia 170, 849 nucleotides long. Its product is annotated as enoyl-CoA hydratase/isomerase family protein. Bases 1 to 849 code for a protein of 282 amino acids. Gene Ontology annotation, molecular function: delta(3,5)-delta(2,4)-dienoyl-CoA isomerase activity. The record is from RefSeq and is a predicted model, not a curated record. Lineage: Eukaryota; Fungi; Ascomycota; Sordariomycetes; Hypocreales; Clavicipitaceae. The transcript has 2 exons. Gene Ontology annotation, cellular component: mitochondrion.